CUGUUAUUGCAUGGACAAAAGAAACAAUCGAGAAAGAAGGCGGCGUUGUGAUCGCUGUGAAAUGCGACAUAACCAAUAGAAUUGAGGUUAAAGAAAUGAUAAGGCAGACAGAGAAUACAUUUGGUCCGGUAGAUAUUCUUGUCAACAAUGCCGCGUUGUGGCACCUCACCUUCAUGAAAUAUGCCAAAGAAGACCUCUGGGAAGAAAUCGUGGACAUUAAUAUCAAGGGCGUCCUUAAUUGUAUCGGAGCGGUCAUAAGUGGUAUGUGUGAGAGAAGAAGAGGACAUAUCAUCAAUAUAACUACAAAUUGUACAAGAAAGAAUUUAAUAGGCGCGGCAGUGUAUGUUGGAACGAAGCAUUUUUUGGAGGGGAUGACACGAACGCUAAGACAGGAGGUGUGUCAGGAGGGGGUCAAGGUGACCAAUGUCCAGCCGGGGCUAGUGGACACACCUGGACUGGCUGUCUCUCUAUCCAAUAUGGACGAUGAGUGCAAGGGACUGUAUAGUUUUGUUGAAAGGAUUGCAAAACUUACUGCAGAUGACGUUGCGAGAGCAGUGAUAUAUGCCUUGAAGCAACCUAAAGAUGUGGCGGUCAAUGAAGUUCUUCUCGAGCCACAGGAGUAUCCAAGGUAACAAGC
This is a messenger RNA of Lingula anatina, 637 nucleotides long. RefSeq lists its product as uncharacterized. NCBI's taxonomy places the organism in Eukaryota, Metazoa, Brachiopoda, Lingulata, Lingulida, Lingulidae. The record is from RefSeq and is a predicted model, not a curated record.